Propithecus coquereli (Coquerel's sifaka) is the source of this 336-nucleotide messenger RNA. RefSeq names its product ATP synthase, H+ transporting, mitochondrial F1 complex, epsilon subunit (gene ATP5F1E). Gene Ontology annotation, molecular function: proton-transporting ATP synthase activity, rotational mechanism. The transcript has a single exon. Bases 30 to 185 code for a protein of 51 amino acids. The record is from RefSeq and is a predicted model, not a curated record. NCBI's taxonomy places the organism in Eukaryota, Metazoa, Chordata, Mammalia, Primates, Indriidae. Gene Ontology annotation, cellular component: mitochondrial inner membrane. Gene Ontology annotation, biological process: proton motive force-driven mitochondrial ATP synthesis.
GGCCCGAACCGCUGCACUCUCGUGACAUCAUGGUGGCUUACUGGCACCAGGCCGGACUUAGCUACAUCCGAUACUCCCAGAUCUGUACAAAAGCAGUGAGAGAUGCACUGAAGACAGAAUUCAAAGCAAGUGCCGAGAAGACUUCUGGCAGCAGCAUAAAAAUUGUGAAAGUGAAAAAGGCAUGAUCUACUCUGCUUGAAAUGCCACAUUUCCAAGGUGAAGAUGUGUGGGCUCAUGUUAUGGCAAAUUGAAAACGAUCUCACUUCAUGGAAAAAAAAAUACUGUCUUGUUCAUAAAUUGACAAUGCCAAUAAAAUGAAGUAUGGUUCACUCUUAA